This is a messenger RNA of Racocetra fulgida, 706 nucleotides long. The record is from the annotation of a GenBank genome assembly. NCBI's taxonomy places the organism in Eukaryota, Fungi, Glomeromycota, Glomeromycetes, Diversisporales, Gigasporaceae.
AUGCAUUUGAAUAACGUUACUCGACUUCCUAAAAUACAAUACAAUUUUUUAAAAAAUGAACCUCCCAAUGAAAAACAAUUAAGAGAAUUCCGUCGUGACUCCAUAAAAAAUGGAUUUCUUCACGCCUGGAAAGGAUAUACUAAAUAUGCGUGGGGUUAUGAUGAAUUGUUUCCGUCAACAAAUAAUGGCAGGAAUAAUUUUAACGGUUGGGGAGCGACGAUUAUUGACGCAUUGGACACAAUGUGGAUCAUGGGUUUAAAAGAAGAGUUUAGUCGAUCCAGGGAUUUUGUUCAGUUGGUGAAUUUUACACAAACUGAUGAUACCAUAAGUGUGUUUGAGACUACAAUCCGUUAUCUGGGUGGAUUAUUGAGUGCAUAUGAAUUAUCAAAGGAUAAUAUAUUUUUAGAGAAAGCACUGGAAUUAGGCAAUGCACUUUUACCUUCUUUUGAUAGUCCUAGUGGAUUACCAUAUAACUAUUGGAGUCUUACAAGGGGCGAAGCUGAUGGUUAUUAUAGUGCAUUACUGGCUCAAGUCGGAACCUUACAAUUGGAAUUUAUGAAAUUGUCACAAUUAACGGAUGAUAAUCGACCUAAUGACCUUGAAACAGCCAUAAGAUUAGCGGAAACAUGUUACUGGACUUAUAAUAUGACAUAUACAGGAAUUGGUCCAGAAAAGAUCUGGUAUACUACUUCAUCUGGUGAUGCAG